This is a messenger RNA of Dromaius novaehollandiae (emu), 3927 nucleotides long. RefSeq names its product RAB3A interacting protein like 1 (gene RAB3IL1). Gene Ontology annotation, cellular component: Golgi to plasma membrane transport vesicle. Gene Ontology annotation, molecular function: guanyl-nucleotide exchange factor activity. The coding region runs from base 198 to 1346 and encodes 382 amino acids. Lineage: Eukaryota; Metazoa; Chordata; Aves; Casuariiformes; Dromaiidae. Gene Ontology annotation, biological process: exocytosis. The transcript has 11 exons. The record is from RefSeq and is a predicted model, not a curated record.
CGUGGCACCGCCCGCCGCCGCCCCGCCCCGCCCCGCCCCGCGGCGGGCGCGUCCUUCAGGCGGUGCCGCAGAGCCGGGCACGGCUGCGGGCCAUGGGGGCGGCGGCGGCGGCGGCGGCAGCGGCGCUCACUCCUCCUCCUCCACCGCCGCCGCCGUGAGGAGCGGCGCCUUGUGGUGCGGUGCCGGCGGGACCCAGCAUGCGGCGGGGCCAGGCCUGUUUUGAGGAAGAUAGCCAGAAGCAGCCAGCUGUGGGACACUGGAAGCCGCUGAUGCCGUCCAAAGGCAGCAAGGAGGAGCCGGAGCCUGAGUGCCAGGACCCAGGUGGGGAUGAGAGCCAGUCCACCGAGCAGCUCAACGUCUCCCGUCUGCGCAGCUCCUCAGUGGAGAUCCGUGAAAAGGGGUCCGAGUUCCUGAAGGAAGAGCUGCACAAAGCGCAGAAGGAGCUGAAACUGAAGGACAAGGAAUGUGAGAGACUGUCAAAAGUCAGAGAACAGCUGGAACAGGAACUAGAGGAGUUAACAGCUAGUCUGUUUGAGGAAGCGCACAAGAUGGUGAGAGAAGCAAACACUAAACAGGCGGCGUCAGAGAAACAGCUGAGGGAGGCACGGGGGAAGAUUGACAUGCUGCAGGCCGAGGUGACGGCUUUGAAGACUCUAGUGAUCACAUCCACACCUUCCUCUCCAAACCGGGAGCUGCACCCACAGCUUCAGAGUCCCACCAAGGCUGUCUUCAGGAAAGGGCAUGGCCGAAACAAGAGCACCAGCAGCGCGGUGAUCACAGCUGCCAGCCAGAGUGUGACCCCAGAGCCAGUCAGCCAUGAGUGCAAAGAGGUCGAUUCCAUUUUAUUUGCUGAGUUCCAGGCCUGGAAGGAGUCUCCAACUCUGGAUAAAUCCUGCUCCUUCUUGGACAGAAUUUACCGAGAAGAUGUAGGACCAUGCCUGGAUUUCACUAAGCAGGAGCUGUCGGAGCUGGUGCGAGCAGCUGUGGAGCAGAACACACUCACCAUUGAGCCUGUUGCUUCGCAGACGCUGCCUGUGGUGAAGGUGUCAGCAGUAGAGUGUGGUGGGCCAAAUGGGUUCCGGUCACAAAUUGUAACGAAGUGUGCUCUAAGUGGCCUCCCCAGGACCUGCAAGCACCGUAUCAUGCUGGGGGAUUCUGGGAAUUACUACUACAUUUCGCCAUCCUGCAGGGCCAGGAUCACAGCGGUGUGCAACUUUUUCACGUAUAUUCGCUAUAUUCAGCAGGGCUUGGUGAGGCAGGACGUGGAGCUGAUGUACUGGGAAGUCAUGCGGCUCCGGAGGGAGAUGUCUCUAGCCAAACUUGGUUUUUUUCCCAGUGAGAUGUAAGCUGAGGCCCAGGUGUGGAAGGAAACCGCUCCUGUACGAAUGGUUUGCCGAACAGAUGAAUGUGGUGCCUCUCCCACAGUGGGCCUUGCUUCCUCCCCUCCCUCACUCCCUCUGCCUGAUGCUGAUCAUGGAGCAAGAAGCACAAGUUCCCCCUUUGGCUGUCCCACUUCUCUGACUGUGACUGGAAUGCAGCUACCAUGCUGCUGUCUCGGAGCCGGGCUGGUCCUGGCUGCUCUGGGGGUGGCCAUCUACAGACUGUUCUCUGUGGAGUCUCCUUUGUGCAGUCUAUAUCCAAUUUUUAAACUUUUGUUUUUAUAUGCAAUCUGCUUUGGCAUUGUCUGAGGCUAGUCCUGUGCAAGACAGGAGUCUUGGGCUCCCUUCUUUAUAAGCAAGUCUUUCAGGACAGAUGCUGGCUGUCUGUCCACUUCCUCCUUGGGGUGGAGGGUGCUGUUGCCCAGCCAUACACCUAGCCCUUGCUGAUCACUUACUCCUCUCACGGCCCUGCAAAUGCCAGCAGUACACAAUAAUCUUAUGGAGAGCCAUGAACAGCCUGUUUCCAAGUACUUCUUUGCUCCUUUUAAGGAGCCUUCAAGAGAAGCUUUCUACUAGCUGAGUCACAAAGAGGGUUUUGUUUCUGUUUUUAGCUUGCAAUUUGGCACUGGGUUCUUGUAAUCCAGGCUGGGGGAAUGGUCAGAGCUGAGGCCAGAGCUGUGCACCUGGGGCCUUCAGUGGAAGAAAGUGAGCAGGGGAAUUGUAUAACUCACAGCUGGCCAAAGCUUGGCUGCAGUCAGUGCAAAAUGUUUUCCUGUAGCCUAGAGAAUCUGCUGCAGUCAUCACAGGCAGAUGCAGAUCCUCACGGAUGUUGCCCUGUGACAGUCCUAGGUGCAGAAAGCCCCCUGUGGUGGUCUUAGAUAAGAAUCUCUGCCACAGGCAAAUGCCUCUGAGCUGUUCUUGCUCUGAGGGUAGCUUUGGGCACUGCUGUUCCCACUGUCCCAAAGGAAACCAUGGUCCCAGGCCAGGUUCUUUCUGUCUCCAGAAGGUGCAUGCCGAGGUUGGGCUUUGAGACCUAGAGAUUUCCUGCCCAAUAUAACACCAGGCCUGGAGAUUCACUUCUGUUGUGGAAACCCAGCUUUUUGCAGGCUGCCAUCCCCAAUGGGGAAGUUUGAGACAUCUUUGCAUGUACGUGUGAGGGAUGUGGCCACAAGAUGCCUCAAGACGUGCUGGGAGGGAUGUGGCCAAAGCUUUUGGAAAGCAGAGGCCCUCUAUAGCUCAAGCUCAGCCCCAGACCUUGUCUAUACAAACUGCGUUAAAGCCAUGACAGUGUUUGAUAGCUGAUUAGUCUUCAGUGACUGCAGAAUCAUUUCUGCCACUACCCUGGGGCUUUCAUCACAUGUGGCAUUUCUGCACUCUGGCUCUGGGAUGUUACCCUGUCUCUGUGCUCAUAAGAGCUCCUGUCUUAGCAGAUUGGUGCCCAGAACUGGAUCACUAUCCUUAACUCCAUUGAGUUUCAUCGUCUUCUGGGGGAUGCUGCAGUAGGAGCUUUGUCUUUAGUGGAAGAAAACUAACCCAAGCUGCUGUGGUUUUGUCCAGGGGAGGGAGGAAUAGAUUGGGGGAAGACCAGGUUUUGGUUUGGGAGCUAGUGCAAGGACAACUUCACAGUAGAUCUGAGAAAACCUUGCUGUGGAAGACCCUCAUGAGUGCAGGCUUUUCUGUCACUGAGCAGAGACUUGCUAUAUGCUGCUGCGUUGCUCCUCAGGGGACUCCCUUCCUUAUAGCCAUACUGGCAUAUGCUGUCACUUGCCAAGGGUGAGUAGCCAUGUGAAACAUGAGUUGUCAUCCCUGGAGCUGGGAGAACACGUUGCUGGAAAUACGUUCUACUUUGGAACCCACCUUCAGCUCCAGAAGGGCUGGAGCCAGAGUAGUUGUUACCAUCCCGGUUCUGCUUUUGCCUCCCUCACAGCUGAGUGCCCUUAGUUCAUGCUGCUCACCGUAGCUAGGUGAGUGCAUGUGUCUGCUACUCUUCACCAAAGAAGUAAGUGUCAAAUGUAGAGUAAGUGUGGAGAAAGCACCUUUGGUGUAGAGUCAGACUGGGUCUUAAGCUGAUGAUAAACCUGCACUUUUUUUGUUGUCUUUGGAUUUGUGGCAAUUUGACACCAGCUUUUCAAGAGGAAAAAAUGGAAAUAUCCUUCCCCAACUGCAGAUUUCAGCUCAGGUAAAUUCCAUUCAUGGUAGUUUCCCCUUGGAUCUGCUCCCCCUGGACCUUUGGAUAUCCACAUGUUUCCAUGUGCCAUUAGCUGCUGCAUUGCACAGCAAAUGUAGCUGCAUUGCAGCAGUGGAAGUGAGAUGGUCUCUCUGUGUAGGAGAUGUUUUCAUUUGUGGGGUUCCCCCCCCCCCCCAGUGUCACUUUGUAAAGCACUUUGGGAUGAAAGGAAUUAGAGAAAUGCAUUGUAUAAGGUUGUCUUACAUUUAAAACAAAGCAUAGAGAACAAUUUGUAAGUUAAUCUGAAGUCACUCCGUUAACAGCAGGAUGGUUGCACCCUGCUCUUUAUUAAAGGAAAAUAAACAUUUGCUGUUAACCGCC